AAGCAAGCUCUCAAAGCCAAAACCAUCGCGCGCGCCACAUUCCAGCUUCGAUCCAGCUUGCGCAAUGGCACCUAGAGCGGCUGUUCUCCUCCUCACCGCUGCCGUGGCCGCCGCGGCGUGCGCAGCCGCCUCCGCCCAGACCAGGCCCGGCAGGCUCGUCGUCUCCGGCGUCGUGCCGUGCAACACCGGCACGCUGAUCGACGCCGCCACCUCCCCGGCAUUUCCAGACGCCAAGGUGGAGCUGCGGUGCGGCGGCAGCGUGGUGGCGCGGGCGACGACGCGCCGCGACGGGUCAUUCGAGAUGGAGGCGGACGCCGUGGCCGGCGCGCUGGGGGCGCUCGUGGGCGCCUGCCAGCUGGUGGUCGAUACGCCGCUGGCCAAGUGCAACGCCACGCUGCCGGCGGCCGGGGCGCUGGUGUCCGGCCUGCAGGGCCCGCUGGCAGGGAUGCUCAGCGGCGUCUUCAGCCUCGCCCCCGCCGGCUUCUCCUUCCGCAUGAACUGAUGUGACCACGAUGACCUCUAGGAAACCUG
Messenger RNA from Panicum virgatum (switchgrass), 531 nucleotides. Its product is annotated as phylloplanin-like. Lineage: Eukaryota; Viridiplantae; Streptophyta; Magnoliopsida; Poales; Poaceae. The transcript has 2 exons. Bases 65 to 502 code for a protein of 145 amino acids. The record is from RefSeq and is a predicted model, not a curated record.